AUGGGCAAAGCAGAGAACGAGCGACUCAAUCAAGCUCUAACUACGUACCUCAACACCAUCCAUGAAACCUUACAGGUGUUGGAUCAAACACCAGGUUCUUCUUUGGACAAAGUUACCUGGAAUGAGGUUGUGAAAAUGGGCGACAAAGUCUACUGGCAAGCUACCGUUGUUGGGAUGCUUUGGACAGGGGAAAAGCCUGAAGCUAAAGCAGUCCAGGAGAACAUGGCGACUUUUUUCAAUACCUUACAAGGGUUCCUUCUACUGUCUCAUGGAAGCAGAGUCGGGGCAGGGCCUACUCUUUCUUCCAGCAUAUAUGCAUCAGUAAAGCAAGUUGUUGAUUCCAGUUUUAGGUUGAUGAUGGAAACCGUUACUUCUUAUGGAUCUUGUACCAAAGACCUGAAGCUCUUAGUUCCACAGCUGGUUGGUGCUGUAUGGGAAGCCUGUUCUGCAUUGAAGAAGACACCUUCAACUAAUAUCACAGCUAUUGGACGGGCUUUGACACAAGUUGCUGUGUCAAUGAAGGAUGUUCUUCGUGAGAUGAAAGAACUGAAGCCCGAAUCAGGCAAUCUCACUGUCACUGAAGAUGCUGAAGCAGAAGGCGGGACCCAAGAAGAGGAAGACGAUGGUAGCUUAAGUGAUGGCGGCAAUCUAGGGAAUGACUUGUCACCUGAAGAGAUGAAAAUUGCUGAAUCUGCAACAGGAGUCGUGUCCAAUGCACUUGUUUUCAUAAAGGAACUAGUCCGGACCAUCACUGGCUUGAUCAAACUGGAAAAGCCUGAUGAUAGUGGCAACUUUGUGGAUGCUUUGGAGAAGCUGUUGACGCUUUGUCAAGGGAUGGGAGAGCAGAUUGAUGAAUUGGGAGCCUGUCUUUACCCUCCCCAGGAGCUUCCUGUAAUGAAAACCGCUUUGGAUAAGAUAUCGAAGCAGGUUGAUGAAGGUCGGAAGGAAGUGGAAACUUUGAACUGCUCUGCUGAGGCAUUCUUCCAGGGCUGUAAUAGUUUGAAGAUAUCGAUUAGAUUAAUGGAGACAGAACUUGAUUCCUCGAUGACUGCUGUUAUAGAAGCCAAAAUGCAGAGUAUCAGUGUAGACAAUUAA
Molecule: messenger RNA, 1095 nt
Organism: Linum trigynum
Lineage: Eukaryota; Viridiplantae; Streptophyta; Magnoliopsida; Malpighiales; Linaceae
Source: the annotation of a GenBank genome assembly